GUUGUCCGCCACGUAGUACAUAUACUUCAAAAAAACUGCCAAUUAAUUUAGACUAUUCAAAUUAAAUUCCUUUGCUUAACCAUAAACGGCGCCAAAUUUUAUACGUGCAAAUUAACUGCAAUUAUACACUGCCAUUUUUCCCGCCUACUUUCUCCUAAUUGCCAGCCUCCCCACCUUCAUCAAACUGCCAUACAAUUCUUUGAAAAAAAAAAAAAGAAGAAGUUGUACAUAUUAGCUACUAAAAACUGAUUGAGAUAUGGCAUUAUUUCAUGGGUACGCUACAAUUAUGGUUGUUCUGUUAGCUACGAGUUAUUUAGCGAUUUUUUCCGAAGCUGGUUCAUCAUCAUCAAGUCAAUUUUCAAAUGCAAUUUUGAUAAAAGUGGAUCAAUCUGGUAGAGGAGAUUACAGGAGGAUACAAGAUGCAAUUGAUGCAGUGCCUUCAAGGAAUUCCCAACAUGUAUUUAUUUUGGUAAAGCCUGGCGUUUAUAGAGAGAAAGUUGUUGUUCCUGCUGACAAGCCAUUUAUAACAAUCAGUGGGAGAAAAAAUACAGUGGAACAUACUAUAAUUACAGGGAAUGAUUAUGGGGAUAUAUUUAAAUCUCCAACUUUCACUGUUUUUGCUUCUGAUUUUGUGGCUCGAUACCUUACAAUUCAGAACACAUAUGGAAGUGGAGCAAAAGCAGUAGCAUUGAGGGUAGAAGGAGACAAAGCAGCCUUCUUGGGUUGUAGAAUUAUGUCUCAUCAAGAUACAUUACUUGAUGAUGUUGGUAGACAUUACUACAAAAACUGUUAUAUUGAAGGGGACACUGAUUUCAUAUGUGGAAAUGCUGCUUCUCUCUUUGAGAAAUGUCAUUUGCAUUCGCUUUCGCAAUCCAAUGGGGCUAUAACAGCACAACAUAGGCAAUCACCCCGGGAAAACACAGGUUUCACCUUUUUGGGUUGCAAGAUUACAGGAGUGAAGAGUGCAAUUCUUGGAAGGCCAUGGGGUGCCUAUGCUAGGGUAGUAUUUGCUCAAACUUACAUGUCAAGUGUCAUACUUCCCAAUGGUUGGGAAGAUUGGAAUGAUCCCUCUAGGCAAAGGACAUCAUACUUUGCUGAGUACAAGUGUUAUGGGCCAGGUGCAAGUGCUAAUAAGAGGGUUAACUGGUUAAGGACUUUGUCUAGUGAAGAUGCUGUGCCAUACUUGAAGGAGAGCAUUAUGAGCACACAAAGUUGGAUUAGGUCCAAGCCCACACAUUUGAUACCUUUGUCUAAAUAUAAAGCCAUCUCCACCAGUUUCAACAAGAGAUACACCCCAUAAAACUUAAAAUUUGUUGAUUAUAUAUGAUUUUUGCUUAAAGAAAUGUCAGCAUAUUAUAAUGUAUUUGUUUUUUGUUUUUUUAAAUUAAUUUAGUUGUUGUUUGAACCCUCUACAAAUAUGACCAAUGUCUUAGUGAAGUUAUUAUGUAGAGAGAGUGCUCUAUCUA
Molecule: messenger RNA, 1466 nt
Organism: Capsicum annuum
Lineage: Eukaryota; Viridiplantae; Streptophyta; Magnoliopsida; Solanales; Solanaceae
Product: putative pectinesterase 11
Exons: 5
Coding region: 257-1300 (347 amino acids)
Biological process (GO): cell wall modification
Molecular function (GO): pectinesterase activity
Source: RefSeq, a predicted model, not a curated record